GUCGGGUCUCGCCGCCGCCGUCCCGGGCUCCCCUCCCGGUUCCGAAAGCGAAAGAGCCCCGGAGCCGCGGCCGGGAGCCGCCCCCCCCCCCGGGGCCCCGCGGCCAUGGCUGCCGGCAGCGAGGCGGCGGCGGAGCUCCAGGAGGAAGCGACGUGCGCCAUCUGCUUGGAUUUGUUCCGCAGCCCGGUGAUGCUGGACUGCGGGCACAACUUCUGCCGGGCCUGCAUCGGGCUGUGCUGGGCGCGGGCCGCCGAGGCCCCCUCCUGCCCCCAGUGCCGGCGGGCUCUGCCCGGCCGGAGCCUGCGGCCCAACCGGCAGCUGGGCAACAUCGCGGCCGGGCUGAGGCGGCUCGGCCGGCCCGCGGCGCCCCGUCAGGAGCAAAACCAGUCCGAGCUAGAGAGUCUCAGGAGAGAGAGAGGAGAGCUGGAGGAACGGCAAGAGAAGGAGCGAUGUAUCUGCCAGGGCCAUCUGGACAAAGUAAAAGCAGAGAGGCAGAAGAUUGCAUCUGAAUUCAAGCAGCUGCAGCAAUAUCUGGAGGAACAAGAGUGCCUGCUGAUGGCUCGGCUGGGAGAGCUGGAGAGGCAGAUUGAAACGAGAAUGAAGGAAAAUGCUGAUAAAUUGUCCAAGAGGAUUUUUCAUCUGGAUGGCCUGAUCAGAGAGAAGGAGGACUCUCAGCUCUCAGGAUGCGAGUUCCCACAGGAUACUGGCGACAUUCUGGGCAGGUGCGAGAAGGGAAAAUUCCAGGAAAAGGAGUGGAUGAGCCACAAUCUGGAAAAGACACCCGGUGUCUGCUCAGAAAAACCUCCUGAGCUAGAAGAGACGGCAAGAAAACUCCAAGAGGCUUCAAUGUCUGCGCUGGGGGAGGAAGUGCAAGAAUCACAGGGACUAUACACAAAAGUGAAUGUGACUCUGGAUCCAGACACAGCUCAGUCAUGGCUCAUCUUAUCAGAAGAUCGGAAGAGUGUGAUGCAGGGAGCCACACAGCAACACCGGCCUGACAACGCGGAGAGGUUUGACCCAUGGCCAUGCGUGCUGGGCUGCGAGGGAUUCAACUCAGGGCGACCGUGCUGGGAGGUGGAGGUGGCCCGUGGGUCCUGCUGGGCUGUAGGGGUGGCCCUGGGGUCUGUGAGGAGGAAGGGACCGAUCGACAUGAACCCCGUGGGGGGGAUCUGGGCAGUGGGGCGGUACAAGGAGAAGUUCCAGGCUCUCACUUCCCCCACUCCCACCCCUUUCCUCCCCAGCAUGGUCCCCCGCAGGGUGCGGGUCUGUCUGAACCAUGCAGAGGGGCGGGUGACAUUCCUCAAUGCAGACAAUGAGGCUGCCAUUUUCACUUUCCUGCAAGCCACAUUUGCAGGAAAGCGAAUCUACCCCUGGCUCUGGGUGGGGAAGGGGUCCCAGCUCAAACUGUGAGGCUGAGGAAGCGCGGUCCUCUGAGGAGGCUGUACUGUGGCCACGCUGGCCUCCUGCACCCCCAUCUGCCAGCCCUUGGGACUGCUGCCCACUAGCAAACCUCCUACCGUGAUCCUCAAAGGCAGUUGAACUCAUCUGCCUGCCCAUGGAGAGCAGGAAUUGCCUCUCUGGAGCAGAGGUCCAUGGGCUUCUCCAGUGGAGAAGAGCUCUUGGUGAAGAAUGGCAAUUUCUGGGGAGAUUUUAUUUAUGGAGGCCUCGAGGGUGGAUGAGGGACGUAGCAGUGGCAUUGGAGUAGCUACUGAUAGUAUAUUUUUACCUGAGGAGAUAGGUAGAUGGGUAAGGAGGAUAAAAACUUGCUCAGCAGCCCACCUCACCAUGGGGUGACGCUUGCUCUUUAGCCCUGAAGCCCAGUCAGCCUCCACGCGCGGUCCCUGUGGUGGGCCUGAUUUGAUUCUUGAGUUAGCUCACGAAACCACAAGUCAACAUUGAUUUUUUUGGGGAGGUGCGAGUAGGAUUUACAUUUCAAAAUAAUUUCAUCAGUUGAAUUAUAAUCACUGCUUUUCAACAUAUUAAUGUACCUGGUAAUUCUUCAGUGUCUGACUACUUGAUUUGUUUCCCUGGUUGUGAUGGGCUUUUGGAAAGAAAAUUUAGAGGUUUAGAUUGUCUCCAACUAUGGAACUACUACCAGGAAUUUGCUGAAAUAUAGGAAGAAACUGUAGGAAUUGCUGUUUCGAGACUUGCAGAUUCGUAGCAGUGCUGGGAUUUAUGGUGGAAGCAUGGUAGAAGCUAAAAAUAUAAAUAAUCACGAAUAAAACAAAGUUAUACAAAUAA
Oxyura jamaicensis (ruddy duck) is the source of this 2241-nucleotide messenger RNA. RefSeq names its product zinc finger protein RFP-like. The transcript is spliced from 7 exons. Bases 106 to 1410 code for a protein of 434 amino acids. The record is from RefSeq and is a predicted model, not a curated record. NCBI's taxonomy places the organism in Eukaryota, Metazoa, Chordata, Aves, Anseriformes, Anatidae. Gene Ontology annotation, molecular function: protein binding; structural constituent of cytoskeleton.